AUGACACUCAAAUUAGAAGCUACGAGGAACCCCACAUCUUUUUUAGAUGAGUCCAGAAAGAGGAACCUUUUCAACUUCAAGCUCUCGACUUCGUUGUUCCUGGCUAUAAUCUUAUGUGGACAGGUGUUGGUGAUGGCCUUACCGCUUCCUUCACCAUCUUUCAAUGUGGUAUCUUCUUUGGCUGAAGUGUCGAGUAAGAAUCAUGCUGUUGGGAUCAAGGAUGCAACCAAAGGUUUGGAUACUGUCAAGUCUACUGAACGUGUUUUGGUUUCCCCAAGAGAACAUUCAUUCAGAGACCUUGGCGUUGAAGACGCCGUAAAUCUGGAUUCUAUCAAAUCUGCGGAAGAUGCUUUGAGAACCAAGAAAAUCUUAGACCCAGCUUCUUCUCCAAAUCUCAAGAACUUUAGUCCUGAUACUUUGGAAUCUAAAGAUCUCCCACAGAUGGACGAUGCUUCUGGCAUUGGCAAAGAAGGUCUUUCUCUUCCAUCAUCUACAGACAAAAGCAAAUUACCGGAAAAUCAGAUACCUCCAGAAGAUUCAGACAGAUUUGGAAAACUGAAAUCAAAUAGAUUCUUGAGUUGGAUUGCGCAAUUCAAAAAUUGGAGUAAGAAAAUUGCCGAAUCUUUUUCAAAACUCAUACGACGUGUGAAAGUUAAACAAACGCCAUUAAAGGAUACAUUGCUCCAAUCAGCAAAGAAUUCCAAGCAGACAUUGGGCAAAGUGAAAACAUCAGUAAAACCCAGUCGGAUCCAAUUGAUCCAGACCGUCAUAAAGAGAUAUGCCAAAGCAUUAAAAGUCAAAUACAAAAGAUUGGUUUGGGACACUACCACCACCGCGCCCCCCUCAACCGCGACAGCAAAAGACGGCAGCGGAGCCUCACCAUAUUUCCCAAGUAGUACCAAUGCCAUAGUUAUGGAAAAACCUAAUCCAGAUGGUGGUAUCUGCAUGCGCACUGUAUAG
This is a messenger RNA of Melampsora larici-populina 98AG31, 960 nucleotides long. RefSeq lists its product as uncharacterized. NCBI's taxonomy places the organism in Eukaryota, Fungi, Basidiomycota, Pucciniomycetes, Pucciniales, Melampsoraceae. The transcript is spliced from 6 exons. The coding region runs from base 1 to 960 and encodes 319 amino acids. The record is from RefSeq and is a predicted model, not a curated record.